Molecule: messenger RNA, 2438 nt
Organism: Argiope bruennichi
Lineage: Eukaryota; Metazoa; Arthropoda; Arachnida; Araneae; Araneidae
Product: long-chain-fatty-acid--CoA ligase 1-like
Exons: 20
Coding region: 187-2232 (681 amino acids)
Biological process (GO): long-chain fatty acid metabolic process
Cellular component (GO): endoplasmic reticulum; membrane
Molecular function (GO): long-chain fatty acid-CoA ligase activity
Source: RefSeq, a predicted model, not a curated record
CGGAGUUCUAGGCGACAUCUCUUAUCAAAUUAUUGAUAUUUUUGUGUACAAAAAUAUCUGAGGUUUGAGAUUAUUAAUAGCGAGUAAUAGAAAGAAAGGUUGAAAUAAAAUCGUAAUGCCAUCAAGAGAUUUUUUUUUCUACCAGUUAGUGAAAUAGUACAUAAGUAACUUCACCAGUCUAAAAGAAUGGAGGACUACUUACAAUAUAUUGGCAGUGUGAUGGGAGCCGCUGCCUUGUCCGGAGCUGCAGCUGUUGCUACUUCAUUCUAUAUGUCUACAUUACCACCCCCACUCACACCAACAGUUGAUUUAACUAAACAGUCUAAAGAAUUACCAGGCCCCGAAAAAGCAAGAACUUCUCGUUAUUACCCCGAUGGAAAACUUCUUGAAUACUGCUUUGAAGAUGCAAGGACACUCUAUCAAAUUAUGCACAGAGGAGCCAAAAUUUCAAAUAAUGGUCCUUGUUUAGGUUGGAGACCAGCAAAAGAUUCCUCAUACGUUUUCAUGACUUACAAUGAGGUAUUGGAGAGAGUGAAGAACUUCUCCUCCGGGCUGAUACACUUCGGAAUGAAACCCGGUCAAGAAACAUUUGUAGGAAUAUAUGCCCGAAAUAGCCCUGAGUGGGUCAUUUCGGAACAUGCCUGUUUUCGACAAUCAGCAGUUUUAGUUCCUUUGUAUGAUACGCUAGGACCAAAUGCAUGCUCCUAUAUCAUUAAUCAAGCUACCAUUAAGCUCGUUAUUUGCGAUGACGAAAGCAAAGUAAAAAGCAUCCUGAAUGAAGCUAAAAACACUCCUCAGCUUAAGCAAAUAAUAGUAGUGAAUAAAGUCUCAGAUGCUAUUAAAGUUCAAGCAAAAACACUAGGUUUACAACUAAUAUCAUUUAAAGAAGUAGAAGAAGCUGGAAAAGUUCAUUCCUGUGAGCCUUUGGUGCCGACUCCUCAGAAUAUAGCCACUAUUUGCUACACUAGCGGCACUACAGGAGAUCCAAAAGGAGUUGUACUUUCACAUGCCAAUAUCAUAGCAUGCAGCAGUGCUGUUAUCCUCGUCAUGGGAGUUCAUGGUCCAAAAGCAUCCGACUGUUUGAUUUCGUAUUUACCUUUGGCUCACAUGUUUGAAAGGGUUUGUCAGGUCCUUGUUUACAUGACUGGAGGUAGCGUUGGAUUCUCGCAAGGGAACAUUAAACUUUUAACAGAUGAUAUUAAAACUUUGAAACCUACAUUCAUUCCAGCCGUCCCUAGGCUAUUAAACAGGAUUUAUGAUCAGAUCCAGAAUGGUGUCCAGGGAAGUAAAUUAAAGAAAUGGAUCAUGGAUAUGGCAUUAUUAAGCAAACAAGCUGAACUUGAAAGACAUAUUGUUACGAAUCGAAGUGUCUGGGAUCGCUUUGUUUUCAAACCAGUCCAAGAGAGCUUAGGCGGAAGAGUUCGACUCAUGGUAACUGGGUCUGCACCAUUGGCUAGUAAUGUUCUAACGUUCCUUCGAUGUGCUCUAGGUUGUACGAUUAUAGAAGGAUAUGGUCAAACAGAAUGUGUUGCUCCAAGCACAAUGACUUUGGUUGGGGACUACAGUGUUGGUCAUGUCGGUCCCCCAUUGCCAUGCUGUCAUAUCAAACUCGUCGAUGUUCCCAAGAUGGAAUAUUACGCAAUUAACGGCCAAGGGGAAAUCUGCAUAAAGGGACUGAAUGUUUUCCAAGGUUACUUAAAAGAUCCUGUUAAAACAGCUGAAACUAUCGAUGAAGAAGGCUGGCUGCAUACCGGAGAUAUAGGAAUGUGGAUGGAGAAUGGAGCUCUUCGAAUAGUCGACAGGAAAAAGCACAUCUUUAAACUUGCCCAAGGUGAAUAUAUUGCCCCCGAAAAAAUCGAAAACAUUUACCUGACAAGUCAAUAUGUCGCACAAAUAUUUGUAUAUGGCGAGAGUCUGAAAGCUUGCUUAGUUGGUAUCAUCGUACCAGAAGAAAGAGCGAUCAGAAAUUGGUGUAAAUUGAAUGAAAUUGAAGGAAGCUGGAAAGAAAUAUGCCAAAAUGAAGCAGUUAAAAAGAUGAUCCUUACAGACAUAACAGAACUAGGUAAAAAGGCUGGAUUAAAGUCUUUCGAACAGAUAAAGGAUCUCUAUCUUCAUCCUGAACUUUUUACCAUAGAAAAUGGUCUUCUCACACCCACGCUGAAGACUAAAAGACCAGACUGUAAAAAAGUUUUCAUGCCACAGAUUGAUGCUAUGUAUAAAAAUUUAGUAUGAACUCUUUCGCACGCUUAAAGAAUAAGUUGUGAAAAAAACGCUAUAUAUUUUUUGAUUUACUUUUUUCAGUACAUUAAAUGAGCGUGGCAUUGUGUGUAUAUACUAGCAGAAUUUGACUUAAUUUAUGGAUAUCUCCACUGACAAUAUGACUAGCGAUAAGCAUUUCUCUAAGACAUAUUAUGCUAAUAAAAUGAUUUGUUUUAUAA